UCAGUUGAGCCAAUGAUUGAAUCGGUUGAGGAAAAACCAGUCGAGCCAAUGAUCGAACCGAUUGAAGAAAAGCAAGUCGAGCCAACGGUCGAACCGACUGAGGAAAAUGAGCCGAUUGAAUCAGUUGAGGCAAUUCAAAUUGAAACAGUAGCGGAACCAACUCAAGCCGAAACAAUUCAAACGGAGCCAACUCAAACGGAGCCGAUUCAAACGGAGCCAACUCAAGCCGAAACAAUUCAAACAGAGCCAACUCAAACGGAGCCGAUUCAAACGGAACCAAUUCAAACGAAACCAAUUCAAACGGAGCCAACUCAAAUGGAACCAAUUCAAAUUGAGGCCAUCAAACGUGUCGACGAAAAGAAAAUUGAACCAACCGUCGAAUCAAUUGAGCAAAUUCAAAUGCAACCAUCGAUCGAACGUGUAUUAUCAAGCGAACCACUUGAAUCAAACGAACAAACCGAAAAGGUCGAGUCACCUGAAACAAUCGAAACAAUCAAGCAAAUCGAACCAACGGUUGAAUCGCCACAACCGUCGAUUGAAAGCACACCAGUCACACCGCCACCAUUGGCAAUGCAAACCGAUGAAGUUGCAGAAACAGAAGAGGCGCCCAAAGAAAUUGAGCAAAUCUUUUUGGAAGAGCCACAGCCAGAGUCAAUGGACGAUGGAUCACAAAGUGUUGAUCAAGCAAUCACGUCACAAACGGCCUCAAUUCAAUUGGCAAGCGAUGCGGAACCAAUGCAAGUGGAUGAAGUCAGUGUCGAAAACAAAGUGCAACAAAUUUUGCCAGAACAACCCGAAAUAUUAGAAUCGUCGCCAAAAGAAGCUGAAAAGUCAACGUCAAAGUCAAAAUCACGAUCAAAAUCGAAGAAGGAGUCAAAAGAAAAAUCAUCAUCAAGAUCAAGAUCAAGAUCGAAAUCCAAAUCAAAAUCAAAGUCAAGGUCACGCAAGAAGAAAGAUGAAAUCGUCGACUCAAGUGCACCGCUCGAUUACACGGUGAAACCGUCCAAACCUGAAGCGGAUAUCGAACAAGAACCGAUUUCAAUUCAAACAAUCGACGAACCAGUACAGCCAAUCAAAGAGUCUGAAGAAUUGCCAAUUAUUGAACAGGAACCAGAACCAGAAUCUGAACCCGAAGCAAUUGAGCCAAAAAUUUUUGAUGUUCCAAGUGUUUCAAUUGAAUCUCAACUUGAAGAGCCAUCAACUGAAGGUGAAACAGUGCAAGAAAAACCAAACGAAUCAGAGCAACAGCCUGAAAUAAUUCAACCAUCAACGAUAUCAGCAGUUCCAGUAUCAACAAUCGUUGCACCAAUCGCCACUCCAGUCGCUGUGAUUGCAUCACUGCUUCCGCCACAAAUCGACAAUCCAGAAGUGCUUUCAACUGUGCCGCUCAAAUCAACCGAAAGUAAGAGCAUCGAAGAUUUGAGCCAAGGUUUCUUUUAUCCACAUAUCGUGAAUUCACAACAAUUGACACCGUUGAAUUUCAGUAAAAGCAAUGAACAGUCCGUUGUUAAAGAGCCAGUAAUCAAAUCGUUAACACCCAUUCCAAUCGAAUUGCUAAAAACGCCAUCCGCGACGACUAAAACCACACAAGACAUCGAACCAAAAUCGCCAUCACCAACAAUGGAACGCGAGCCAAAUAUUUCAGUAAGUGUGAUAAUGCCCAACCCAGAUGUAACACCAAUUGAUUUAUCACCCGUGAAUCUUUCGUCUGAACAAAAGGCAAGUGGUCGAAAUUCGGGCUCUGGCCGUCGAACCAAACCCACCAAAGUUGUAAAGAGUUAUUCAUCGGUGAAAGAUGCCAUUAACAAUUUGGAUGUUUUGGCUGAGGCGGCUCUAUUUGCCGAGCAAAUUCGAAGCAUAUCAGGUGGUAAUUCUAUUGCACUAAAAUUGAUUGAGCCAAUUGAUGAAAGUCAGGCUACGGCAUCAUCGCUUGAUGUAACGCCAACAAUAACACCGACCACAAGCUUUACACCAGUUAUUGACGAACAGCAGCCAAGCACAAGUGGCGUGUCAACACCAAAAACCGAAGAACCAACAAGAAAGUCGCGAUCGUCAAAGGCUGAGAAACAGAAUACAGUUUCGUUGCGUAAAUCGACUCGCAUCACACCAGCGCGUCAAGCGAAAGAGUCGGCCACCGAUAAAAUGGGCGAAGAACGACGCAGCUCAAGACGUGGCAAAAAGAUUCAAGAAUCGGAAGAGGAAAUCAUCGAUUACGAUCAAACGUUGGAUAAAUUGAAGAAAAUGACGGAAAAGAAAAAGGCAACGAUUUUCCGUGCCGUUGACACAAUCACCGAAAUCAGCCCGUUCAAAAUUCAACCACCAGCCGAAGCGCCACAAAAGAAAGCCAAUGAAACGUAUGUACAGAAACCGGUUCGUGAGCAAGCAUUGAAGAGUCAUCGAUUGAAAUCGCGAAAGGAAGAGAAAAGCUCGUCCUCGUCGUCGUCAUCAAGAUCAAAGAAGCCAGAAAAAGGAAAGGAAAAGGAAAAAACGAAGCGAGAUCGAUCAAGAUCGUCACGCGAUCGUUCGCAAACUUCAUUGUCACACAACGAAAGCGAUGAUAUGCAAAGUGCUGGUGAAACAAGCAACGAACAAGACUUCCUUGCCGCUCUCAAUUUAGUUGAGCGUAAGAAUGCACUGAAACGGUCUCGGUCCGAAGUCGAAUCACCGUCACCGAGAGACCAAGAAGAUAGCGUACCAGCGCCGGAAACAAGCACUCGCAAGAGUAAGCGCAGUAAAAAGUUGCAUCACAGCCACAGUUUGGAUAAUGUGCUAUCGGAUAAAUCGCAUAAAUCCAAUGUCAAGGAUGUGUUCACACCGGAACCAAGUCCAAAGCACGACGAUACCACUUGUUCUAUGGAUAGCACUUCGACGAGUGUAAAAUCAUUUGCAUUCUCAACACCAUCGAAAGAGCCGCGACCAUGCAUGGAGAAGAAACUGUCCACGGAUGAGAAUAAGUACAUGUCACCGUUGGAAAUGAAGAAAGCAUUCGUAUGCAAAUGCAAUUUGGAUCGUGAUCGCAUACUGAAGCGCAUCAAACAGUUUAACAAUAAAGUUCCAUCGCAACGAAACGAUGACGAUGUGGUGGGUUUGAUCACCGAUUCAAUACCAAAUGAUUACAUGGAAACCCGAACAACACUCAUCAAAAUCAAGAAAAUCUUUUUCCAGCGUUUCGUCGAUUUGAUGCAACAGCUCAAUCUGAACAUCCCAUAUUUGGAUGAAGUACAAGAAAAGCUUCGUGGCUUGCAUCAGAUUAUAUCGAUUGACAAUAAGAUUUUCGAUGAUGUCAACGAAUCAUAUUCACGCAUGAAAGACUGUUACAUAAGUACCUCAAACUUGACAUACACAUCGCAAUCGAACAAGUACUUGGAAAACUUUGAAAAGUUCCUGCGAUGGUGGUCGCGUAAAUUCAAAUGCUAUUGCACGCCAAUACAGAAUAAAAAGUAUUCCAAGAAAUUCUACGACACCGAAGAGUCCAUUUCAAGUGAUAGCAAUAGUCAAGAGAAGGACUACUCAUUGGCAAAACAAUCGCCGCGUAAGACAAAGAAAGGUGACGAUGAAUCGCAAGUCACAACGCCCACAAAAAUUGUACCUGAACCACCAUCCAUUCCAAUCGAUUCAAAUGCAGCGCUUCCGUCGACGGCAGUCGCUCCAAUACCAAUGUCCGAACAACCACCACCACCGCCACCAAAAACACCCGAAAUCCAUGUCACCACGUCACCUGUCGCUAUUGCUGCAACCACAUCAACACCAACCACAUCCACACCACCAGUACCUGCAUCGAUUCCAUCGUCAACCGAUCCUCAAUUCAGUUUGCCCAUUGAUCCGGCCAACACGAUCAUUUCAUUUCCAAACUUUAUAUCCGAAUCGGCGGACAUUGAAAUUACGAAAAAUCCAUCGCCACCGCGAUACGGCAACGACGAUUCAUUCUCAAAACUUGAAAUCAAUUCAAGUGUGGAUGGCAUUGAGUUCACAUGUUUCGACGAUCAAUUGCGACAAAUCGAAGAUUUUCCUGCAAGCAAACCAUUCGAUCCGGAAGAUAUAUCAAUGUGUGAUAUGCCCAUCGAAAUACCCGAAUCGAACAACCAUGCUCAAAUUAGCAUCGAAGAAACAUCGGCCAUGUUCGAUAAUUAUAAUAGUGGUGGUUUCAACGAUCGUGCCGAUCCAACUAUGGCUACGGGUAUGUUGUUUGCAACACGACCCGAUCAAGUGAUGUCCGUGGAAGAGGCAUUCUUCCCACUCACCGACAAUCACAUGACCCACAUCAAUUCCAUGGGCAAUAUUUAUCGGUGUGCGGCACCGAAAGAAAUUCUCGAUCCGUCACGCAUUGCGAAGAACGGCAAAAAGCGUUCCAAUUUCACCGUUAAUCAAACAUUCGAGCCACAACAGCCGCAACCAAAUCAAGCGGCAAACAAAUACGACACCUACUCGAAUGCCGAUAGCGAUAACAUGAAUGUGUCGGAAAAUAUGGACGAUAUGUAUGAUUAUUUGGAAACAGAUCUAUUUGACUUUGACUACCAAAUGCGACCGUUUGAAAUGCACGAGAACAGUAUUAAAUCGAAUGCGAUUGCGUGUAAAGUGAUCCAAAAUGAAAAUAUUCCAUGCAAUAACAAUGACAAUUGCGAACCGUUCGAUUCAAAAAACGAGCUAACGUCUAAAACCCCAACCAAAGACGUUGAUUUAAAUGUACCGGUCGAAAGUUCACCAAAUAAUAAUGCACCGAUUGAGAGUCCCGUUGCUCCAAAGUCAACAUCAGCUGCCGACACAGAGCUGAGCGACUCGUCAAUGGGCUAUGAACAAUCGAAAAUUCCGUAUGAAGAGAUGAUACCAUACGAUCCCGAUCCAACGCGGGGCCUCGAUCCCGAGGGAAAACUGUUGCUAACAUCGGCACCAGUUGAACCGAUGGACGAAGAGCAUACGGUGCCGAAAAUCGAAGAAUUCCCAUUCAAACAACCGUCCGUACCGUACACAAAUGGCUCGAGCAGUCGCAGUCAUUCGUCAAGUAGACAUCACAGUUCCGAAGGUCACAAAUCCCAUAAAUCGAAGCGAAAAAACCAGCAAGUCGCCGGCGAUGAAGCUCCAUCAAAAUUUUUUAGAUCAGGCAGCCGAAAAGGUGGACCCCCUUCUUCGACCGGUGACAAUUUCAACGUACAUGUCAUUCACUUGCUGCAAUCAAAAGGCGUCCAAAAAUUUCCAAAAGAAUCGCAAAAAUUAGAUAACGAUGAAAUUGAUGAGUGUGACGGUGAAAAUGAUCCGUAUGCGCCAGCAUCGCCAAAAUUUCACAUCAAUGUUAAAGAAGUGCCGCCACCGACGUACAUAAUCAAAAAUAUCCAUGUGUACACCAAUUCAAAGCACAAAUCAUCGCGAAAAUCAUCGAGCAAAUCGAUGGGUAAAUCGAGCAAAUCGAGUAAAUCGUCGAAACAUCAUCAUCAUCAUAGCCAAAAUCACAAAAGCCACGGCCACAGUCACAGUCAUAGCCAUAGCCAUAGCCAUAGCCACAGCCACAAUCAUCAUCAUCACAGUAGCAAUUCGGAAAAAUCGUCCAACAGUGAACGUGAAGCGAAAAUUUUCAAAAUCAAAAUCAAAACAUUGCCACCGACUGAUGAGCAAAAGGCACGCAAACGACGUGAAAAAUUGUAUCAUGAUUCAUCAGAAGAAUCUUGGGAUGAAGACGAAGAGGAAGAGCAAGACAGCGAUGCUCGUUGGCAAGCUGUCCGUUAUAGUUAAACAUCCACAGCGCAUCUUUCAUUCGUUCUCUUUCUAUCCCUCUCCAUGUUAUCGUUUACCGAUAGAAACACCAAACAAAUUGUUUUUUUUUUAUUUGAUUGACGCGAUAGAUAUGAGUAGGAUACAACAUAUUGCUGUAUGCACAAUAAAAUCACCAAGGAAAAUUUUUAACAAACAUUGUGGUUUGGGUACGCGUCGUUCUGUCCAUCCUGACUCCGAAUUUCUGUUCUGGUCUAUUGUCUCAAACUGUAUUUUCAUUCUACUGUGUUUUGCAUCCUCAAUUGCAUCGAGCUUUGACCGAAACGAGAUGUGUGCUUGUUAUAUCCAUUUUAUAUAUUUAUCUUCUUUUUCUUUAGGUGAAAAUUUGGUUAUCGUUUCUUGAUUUCGUUUGUUGUGAAGGUUGCAUUGAGAAAGAAAAAAUUAAAGCUAAAAAGCAAAAAUCGUCCAGUACGAUUCCAACAGUCAACAAUCAACAAAUUUUGGCUACAUGCGAAGCGUAAGAGUUACAUAAAUUUAUUAUCUCUACAAUUUUUUUUUCCUAUUUUCAUUUGCAUUUGAAAAACAAACAAAAUAUUUCUCUUUUUUAUGUUCAAAUUGUUAAAUCAUAUUCACAAAUUUUUUUUUUUGUUCAAAUAUCUGAGUGAGAUAUCUUCGAAUGCAUGCAUCUAAAUGCACAACAAAGAGCUAAUUCUUCACGUUACCUCAGAUUUACUUACAAAACAUAUUGUAUAUGAUUUGUCCACAUUUAUUGUUUUUUUUAACGUUUAAUUGACAUUUAAACUGAUUUUAAUUUUGAGACAACAAUAUGGAAGAAGAAAAACUGAUGCGGGACAGUAAAGUUUCACUCUGUUGGUGUGAACAACUCCAAAAAACAAACAAAACAAUUGUGUAUAUACUAAAAAAUAUCAAUAUCUAUAUAAAUUUAAUAGAAUUGAAAAGAAACAACAAAAAAAAAACAUGAAAAUUAGUGUUCGUAAAAAUGGAAGAAAAAACAACAACAGGAACAAAAAGAAAAAUGGGUGGAAAAUCAAAUACUGUCUAUUUUCCUUCGACAACGUUUGUUCUCCGUUCAGUUCUGACAUUAGUAAUUGUAUAUAAAUAAGGAGUAAAAUUUAAAGAAAAAAAAUAACUGUGAUUAACUGAAAUUAAUAAAAGUGUAAAGGAGUUACAACGUACUAAUUAUUUGUAAAUUUCAACAAACAAAACAUGCCGAUGCAGAGAAAUGCAUCCGCAACUACUAUUAGAACUGCAAACAAAUGAACAUUUUUAUGUAAUAAUUAAAGAAAAAAUCAACAACAAACAUGAGUUACUACAGCGUAAAUAGUGACACGAUUUUUGUUUUCGUUUCUGAUGUAAAUCAAACACACAAUAAGGAAUAAAAUUUAAUUUAAAAUUA
This is a messenger RNA of Sitodiplosis mosellana (orange wheat blossom midge), 7120 nucleotides long. Its product is annotated as mucin-2-like. The record is from RefSeq and is a predicted model, not a curated record. The coding region runs from base 13 to 5724 and encodes 1903 amino acids. Lineage: Eukaryota; Metazoa; Arthropoda; Insecta; Diptera; Cecidomyiidae. The transcript has a single exon.